GUCAGAAAGCUGCCACGUUCGCUGAGCAACUCGUCCAGCCCAGUUCAGUGCUCAGCACCAUCUACAUCUUCAACGAUGCCCGUCGGUAUCGAGGCUUGGGUCAAUCAGAUACCCCCAGUCACCCGCGCAUGGCUCGUGCUCUCCGUUCUCACCAGUCUCGCCGUCCAAUCUCAAUUGGUGACGCCUUUGCAACUAUACUUUAGCUUCAAGGCUUCGUUCACGAACAUGCAGCUAUGGCGUGUAUUCACCAACUUCUUUUAUUUCGGGACCAUAUCCCUUGACUUCGUGUUCCACAUGUUCUUCUUCAUGCGAUACAGUCGCAUGCUAGAGGAAUCUUCCUUCGCGAACCGGAAGGCGGAUUAUUUCUGGCUCCUCCUCGUGUCCUCCGUGAUGCUCCUCACCCUUUCUCCGUUAUUCAACCUCCCUUUCCUAUCCUCGCCGCUCGCCUACGUUCCUAUCUACAUGUGGUCUCGCCGCCACCCGUCCACACCGAUCUCUCUUUUCGGUCUCGUGACCAUAACCGCCCCUUACCUCCCCUUCGCCCUCGUCGCCUUCUCAUGGAUGCUCAGCGGCACUUGGCGCGCCGCAGCAAGUGAUCUCGUCGGUUGUGCGGUCGGUCAUGUUGGCUGGUUCGUCCGCGAUGUAUGGACGCGCGAGAUGAUCGGUGGUCCCACGAUCCUCAGUGAGGCACCAGAGUCACUGUGA
Molecule: messenger RNA, 705 nt
Organism: Heterobasidion irregulare TC 32-1
Lineage: Eukaryota; Fungi; Basidiomycota; Agaricomycetes; Russulales; Bondarzewiaceae
Exons: 5
Coding region: 76-705 (209 amino acids)
Biological process (GO): endoplasmic reticulum unfolded protein response
Cellular component (GO): Hrd1p ubiquitin ligase ERAD-L complex; endoplasmic reticulum membrane
Molecular function (GO): ubiquitin-specific protease binding; misfolded protein binding
Source: RefSeq, a predicted model, not a curated record